CUCCGGAGAGGACGUCGAGAUAGUUGAGGAGAGGAGGCUUGUUCGGCACGAAUGACACUCGUUGCGCCUUCCUGUAAUUUGGAGAGGUGUAUGCAGCGCACGACCCCGUCGCCUUUCCAGGUGGAAAUCCAGGAGGAGCUGAGACCGAACUUAACUGGGACAACUGGUGAACCCGGUUCAGGACAGGUGAAAUUCCCAGCAGGCUGCCUUCAAGGCCACGGGAUCGAUCCAGAUGCGGGGAAGUCCGGUGUAUCUGUGCGCGGGUCAUGGAUAAACGCCACGGUGGAGGCUUAACUUUAACCGGCUGAAGUGUCAGAUCGCACGUCCGUGGGGAAUACCGGGGAUACUCACCCAUCUCCACCUGAGCCGUUCACGUUGAAUCUGCAGCGCUUUAUUUUAUUCCAAAAAAAAAAAAAAAAAACCCACACAACUGCAAUGAACAGGCGGCACAGCGGAGGGAGACCCGUCAGGCUGCCGAUGUGAACGACCGCCGCCGUCUCACGCAAGGAAGGACCCCGAGAAACAAGGCGCCGACAUGAAGGAGAAAUCCAAAACGGCCGCAAGGACUAGACGGGAAAAGGAGAAUAGUGAAUUUUACGAACUGGCCAAAAUGUUGCCUCUGCCGUCGGCCAUCACCUCCCAGCUGGACAAGGCGUCGAUAAUAAGGCUGACGACAAGUUACCUGAAGAUGAGAAUUGUUUUCCCUCAGGGUCUUGGGGAGGCGUGGGGUCACGCGAGUCGAACAAGAUCCUUGGAAAAUAUCGGGCGAGAGCUGGGGUCUCAUUUAUUGCAGACUCUGGACGGAUUCAUCUUCGUCGUGGCACCAGAUGGGAAGAUAAUGUACAUUUCCGAGACAGCAUCGGUCCAUUUAGGCCUAUCUCAGGUAGAGUUGACUGGGAACAGUAUUUAUGAAUACGUACAUCCCGCCGACCACGACGAGAUGACCGCUGUCCUGACGCCGCAUCAGCCCUAUCACUCCCAUUUCGUCCAAGAAUACGAAGUGGAGCGCUCCUUCUUUCUGCGGAUGAAAUGUGUGCUGGCGAAAAGGAACGCAGGCCUCACGAGUGGUGGAUACAAGGUCAUCCACUGCAGCGGCUACCUGAAGAUCCGUCAGUACAGCCUGGACAUGUCACCGUUCGAGGGCUGCUACCAGAACGUGGGCCUGGUGGCCGUGGGUCACUCGCUGCCGCCCAGCGCCGUGACCGAGAUCAAGCUGCACAGCAACAUGUUCAUGUUCCGGGCCAGUCUGGACAUGAAGCUCAUCUUCCUGGACUCCAGGGUCGCAGACCUGACAGGAUAUGAGCCACAGGACCUGAUAGAGAAAACUUUGUACCAUCACGUCCACAGCUGUGACAUCUUCCACCUCCGCUGUGCACAUCACCUGUUGCUGGUGAAAGGUCAGGUCACCACCAAGUAUUACCGCUUCCUGGCCAAGCACGGCGGCUGGGUGUGGGUGCAGAGCUACGCCACCAUCGUGCACAACAGCCGCUCCUCCAGACCUCACUGCAUCGUCAGCGUCAACUACGUCCUCACGGACACGGAGUAUAAGGGAAUGCAGCUGUCCUUGGACCAGAUGAGCCCCACCAAGCCGGCCUUCCCCUAUGCCGAAAGCCACGCCGAGGACAGGAAGAGCACCAAGUCCCGCCUCACUCAAGCCAAGGCCAAAGCCAGAGUGUCCCCCUACCCACAGCAGUUUUCAGCCUUCAACCCAGAGCGCUCCGAGUCCGACCAGGACAGCCAGUGGGGAGGGAGCCCGCUGACGGACUCGGCGUCCCCCCAGCUGCUGGACCCCGGCGAGGCCGUCGAGGCGUCCUGUGCCUAUCGCCUGUACCCGGACCCGGGCUCCCUGUGCUACGGCCUGGGCCUGUCGGAGGACGAGCUCGCCCACGCCCAGGCGCACUCGCACACCGCCACCUGCGACCGCGUGCGGUGCCAGGGCGGCCGCUACUUCCUGGGAACCCCCCAGUCGGGACGGGAGAUGUGGUGGGACGCCACGCGCUCCGUGCUCUCGCUGCCAAAGUCGGCGGCGGAGAACAGCGAGGGCUACGAAAUCACAUCCUACCACGGCGCCAUUCACGGAAGGGGCCACUGGGACGAAGACAGUGUGGUGAGUUCACCGGAUGGAGGCGGGUCCACCAGCGAUUCAGGUGAGCGUUACCAUGGCGACCACUACCGAGCAAGCCCCCGGGAGCCAAGCAAGAUGGAGACGCUGAUCCGCGCCACGCAGCAGAUGAUCAAGGAGGAGGAGAGCCGCCUGCAGCAGCACAAGGACGCGGCGGGCCUGGCCAAGGCUCACAGCCCGUGCUUCGCGUCCUCGCUGCCCGACCACCCCCAGCUCGCCAUGCCCAGCGUGGUGUGCCGCGGCCCCGGCGCCCCCAGCAUCGAGCUCCCCUCCGAGCGGCUCCACUACCGGGACGCCGUCAAGGCGCUCGGCGCCCACGACACCGACGAAAACGCCGCCGCCAGUCCCGCGUCCCUGUCCCGUCUGAGCAGCCCCAGCUCCGACGGCAUCCCGAAGUCCGGCCUCUCGCUCACCAAAGACUACAUGCAGGCGGACCUGUCGCCGCACCCCUCGCAGCCCCAGGGGAGCCUGCUGCUCUACCCGGCCCAGGAGCGGCAGCCACUGGACAGGCAGGCGGCCUACGCCUUGGCCGGAUACUCCCUGGAGCACCUUUACGACCCGGAGAACCUGCGGAGUUACUCGGGCCUGGCCUGUGGCGGCGUCCAGUACGACGUGGCGUCUCACGUGCGGAUGCAGGCCGAGCAGAUGCAGGGACACAAGGCCACCUCGGUUAUCAUAACCAACGGAAGCUGACAUAUCCGGUGCGGAUGGGUCCGGAUCGCUAGCUGAGGAUGUGACAGUAACUCGGUGCUGUAUGGACGUCAUUGAUGAGGUGCUUGAUGCAAAAGACAAUGAAAAAGAAAAAAAGGUACCUGCACUGGGUUGAAACAGCCCCUGGGGCUCAUUCAGCACAAUUUGUGUCCAUCAACCAUUAUCUUUGUUGUUUCAGAAGACUCUGAGUAAGUAGAGUUAGAGAGCUAACAAUCGGUUUGCCACCAGAGCCGGGCGGAGGUUUGGCUCUAUUACAUAGGACUCUAGUGGUGUCUUAAUGGCAGAGGACUGAAGUCCCUCCCUACGAAGGCGACCCAGGAGUCUGGUUAAACAUGAAGCCAGUGUUUCUGUUCCAAACAUCUCACGCAUCAUUGGCCAAGUGAGUUAAUCUGUCCUGGACGCAGUUUCCAAAGGCAGUAAGAAAGCGUGUUGUUCCACUGACCCUUCAACUUAAAAGUCCUCCACGCAGGCGUAAUGUUUGACACGCGGAGUGCAACGUUCACGAUUGUAAGAUGUCAGUGUUUCCUUGUAUUUAUUUGUCCGUGGGCUGUUUUCUGUACGUGCCAUUUCUUUCUGUCCAAGUAGCAUCUUUUCCUGGUGGCAUUGAGUUAGUUGUGGUGUUCGGAUCGCGCCAAAGUUUGACGGAAAAAAAAAAUGAAGCGAGUGGAGAAAGAAAGAGAGGAAAAUGUCUCUGAUAUGUAAAGGUGUCAACUUCAAGCUCGGAACAACAAGUGAGACCAAAUUGACUCAUUAGCGUUGUCCUCUAAUUGCAUUGACAACAGCAGAUGUUUCUCAAACGAUCACUUACAUAUCAGAGAAGGAUUCUUCCUGCUUUACCUCAGUGACCCUGCUCCAACACGUGCUUUUAAAUCCACAUCAACCAUUUGUUUUUGUCAUCACAGCCUUAAUGGUUCACGUGACGGACACACGGACGUCGCGUAAAAAUGUGUUGAAUGUUUAGUUUCCUAUUUAAUUUAUGAUGUAAAUAUCCAUAUACAAUGAACUUUUGGACAAGAAGUGACAAGAUUAUUUAUUAAUUGGUUAAAAAGUAUCUUAAAUCUGAAUACAGUUGUAAACAAAU
Betta splendens (Siamese fighting fish) is the source of this 3914-nucleotide messenger RNA. It is a transcript of the gene sim1a, whose product is annotated as SIM bHLH transcription factor 1a. The record is from RefSeq and is a predicted model, not a curated record. The transcript is spliced from 12 exons. Gene Ontology annotation, molecular function: DNA-binding transcription factor activity, RNA polymerase II-specific; RNA polymerase II transcription regulatory region sequence-specific DNA binding; protein dimerization activity. Lineage: Eukaryota; Metazoa; Chordata; Actinopteri; Anabantiformes; Osphronemidae. Gene Ontology annotation, biological process: regulation of transcription by RNA polymerase II. The coding region runs from base 536 to 2815 and encodes 759 amino acids.